Messenger RNA from Girardinichthys multiradiatus, 2290 nucleotides. It is a transcript of the gene stap2a, whose product is annotated as signal transducing adaptor family member 2a. Gene Ontology annotation, molecular function: signaling adaptor activity. The record is from RefSeq and is a predicted model, not a curated record. The transcript is spliced from 11 exons. Lineage: Eukaryota; Metazoa; Chordata; Actinopteri; Cyprinodontiformes; Goodeidae. The coding region runs from base 126 to 1220 and encodes 364 amino acids.
GAGACAGCAGCCCGCUUCACCCAGCUGUUGGGCUGUUGCCACACCAUCUCAUUGGGGAAGGCGUGUCAGUCCCCGAAUUACUCAGAGCCCCUUUGUCCUCAAUCAGUGCCCAGCCUGCGACACUCAUGGCGGCAGCACCCGUCAGGCAGCGCUGCGGCACAGGGGGGCCCCGGUCGCAGCUGCCACCCUGCUACUUCGAGGGCUACCUGGAGAAGCGAGGGCCGAAGGAAAAGGCUUCCAGAAGGCUUUGGACCUGCCUUUGUGGAAACUCUUUGUAUUUCUUCAAUAAUGCCAAGGACGCUCAUUAUGUGGACAAGCUGGACCUCAGCGGGUUUGUAUCCCUCAAAGAUGACAGCAGCCGUGACAGAAACCUGGAAGCAGCAAGACUCAUUCUGCGCAUGAAGGAUGGAGAAAUCAAACUCACAGCACCAAACUUAGAGGCCCGGGAGCUGUGGAAGGGUUUCCUCUACUCUGUUAUAGAUCUGAAUGUCCCAUCCAGUCUCACGUUACUGCCAGGGCAGCUCCAAAUACUGAAGGAGGUGGUAGAAAAAGAAAGGAACAGACGGAGAACUCGCAAUCCUGGGCGAGCUCCUCCUUCGCCCCUCUCUGUUCCUUUAGUGGGAGAGAUCCCAGCGUGUUUUCGUCCAGUGUCGCGCACAGAAGCUGAGGUCCUUUUGGAAAGACACCCGGACUGUGGCAACAUGCUCCUCCGUCCAGGCCGGGAUGGAUGCUCUCUGGCUGUCACUACCCGACAGGAUCUCAAUGGGUCCGUGUUCAGACAUUACAGAGUCACUCAGAGGGACCAAGGUGGUUAUGUUAUUGAUGUAGAAAAUCCUAUUCCCUGUGCAACACUACAUGAUGUCAUUGACGCCUUGGUUGAGAAGACAGCAGGCACUCUGCAACCAUUUCUUCUGGAGGAGCCUUACGAGGAGAAUAUCACAUAUGUUUCUGCUAAUGAUGAAAAUGGAGAAAAGAUCCUCCAUACUGCCCCCUCCUGCCCCCUACCCAGGGUCCCUGCUCUGCCUCCAAAACAAGAUCGUUGGUGCACUAGCCCUCUGUCCCGGUCCCCGGCUGCGGAUCGUCGUACCCUGACCUCACCGGUGCCGGCCUCGCCCACCAACCCGAUGAGGCGACUUAUCCUGUCCCCUUCACCUCUCACCCAGACACUGAAUGAGGAGCUCAAAAUGACACUGGAAAAGAGAAGAACCAGUCAGGACUGACAUGAGGAAGAUCUUCCAACCUCUUUACACAGCAGCUUCAGCACGUUCUCAACCGGUGCCUUUUUAGUGGAAGACAAGUCGCUAGAAAGCCUCAGCUUUGUCUUAGGGCUUAAAGGGGAUAAAACAACUCGUCUCAUAAAAUGGUGCUAGCCUUUUGCUUUAUCUGCAUACAUCCAGCUUUUCACAACUGCCUCUAAGACCAAUCAUAGUGCCACAACAACUCUGAACCUGCUGGCACAUAACAGACCACUAGCUGAGCCCAUUGUUUCCCCAUCUGAGCCUUUCUCCGGCUGGCAAGCUGCUAACAUUUCUGCCAUUGAACGUAUAAAAACACCACGGACUGCUAAGAUUUCCACCAGAGCAGCUAAAAGUCUCAUCUCAGAUGCUUUAUCUGCAACAGGUGACUUCUGUUUUUAGCCCAGAAUCUUUCUUCCUGCUACCACUGAUAACAAGACUGAGGAAAUUAAUCCAGGUCAAACUUGACAAAAUCUGAAUUCUGCACAUCGUCUGCAUUUUGCUCCAAGAUCUUAAUAAGAUUGAUGAACAAGUUUUACCAUGUUUGUUGACAGUGAUUGUUCUCAUUCUCCACUCCACUGUAAGUGUGCCACUGAUCAAUUUCUUACCUGCUUGACUUGUCUGCUACUGUAUCGGUUCUGUUGUGUGAUGCUUUGUUCCCAACUUCUCAGCCAUUCCUGUACAAUUUAGCCCAUUUCUCUUCCUCCACCAGAAAAGUCACAAUCUGCCCUCUGGUGUAUUGGCUGUACAUCAAAGCGACAAAAACGUCAUCAGCACAUCAUCUCUUCAGAAGCACAAGUGCCUGAUGAGUCUUUUUUAACAGUAUUAUGUUACACUCUAUUUCUCUAACUUAUUAAAUCUGAUGGUGCUUACAUGUAAAGUGUUUUGCUCUCGUAUAUGACAUGUCUGCCUUUCUCCCUUCCCUCCAGAUUAGUAUCAAACUGUGAACAACUAACUCAUAAGUGUCUUCAUACAAUGGACAAUUUAUUGAAUGUUUGUACAUAGGUUGUUGUGCCUACUUAUUAUUAUUAUUAAAGAAAUGUGUUUGAUAAGUA